AUGGAGAUGAACUCCGACGACUCCAUGUCGUUGUCCUCCGAGUCCGGUUGGUCUUCGUCGGACGAUUCGGACAUUGAGGAGUUGCUUCAAGACGAUGACGUGGAGAUGAUGAGCCUCCUCGUCGAUGUCCAAGAGAUCGAAGAUCGCGCAAAGCUGUUGGAUCAUAGGAGAGGAUCGGUGAUGGGGCGAGAGUACAUUUACCGCAACCGUGGUCUCGGGCACGAGCAACUGAUGCGAGACUACUUCGCGAAGGAGCAUCCUACAUACCCACCUCGCCUCUUCCGGAGAAGGUACCGAAUGCGUCGUAGUUUGUUUGUGAAGAUUGUUAAUGAUUGUGAGGCCGCCUCGGAUUACUUCAAGCGUCGUAGGUCCGCCUCCGGUCAAUGGGGGCUUAGUGCUUAUCAAAAGAUAUCGGCGGCAAUGCGUGUGCUCGCCUAUGGCGUACCCGCGGACUAUACCGACGAGUAUCUUCGCAUUGGUGUACAAACAACCACGGAUUCCGUCCGUAGGUUUGCAAAGUUGGUCAUCCGGUUGUAUGGUGAUUUGUAUCUUCGGGCACCCAACGAGGAAGAUACAAAGAGGUUGAUGGAGAUGAAUGAAAAAAGGGGAUGGCCGGGGAUGCUUGGUAGUCUUGAUUGCAUGCAUUGGACAUGGAAAAAUUGCCCCAAAUCAUGGCAUGGAAUGUAUUGUGGAAAAAACAAGGAUGCAACCAUUGUGCUUGAGGCCGUGGCAUCGGAGGACACAUGGAUUUGGCAUGCAUUUUUCGGUUUUCCAGGUACACUCAAUGAUAUCAACGUGCUCAAUAGAUCUCCUUUGUUUGCAAGAUUAGUUUCUGGAGAUGCUCCAACUUGCAACUCCGGGAUGAUCUUGUAG
Lolium perenne is the source of this 873-nucleotide messenger RNA. RefSeq lists its product as uncharacterized. Lineage: Eukaryota; Viridiplantae; Streptophyta; Magnoliopsida; Poales; Poaceae. The record is from RefSeq and is a predicted model, not a curated record.